UUGUUUCGUAUCAAGGGAAGCAACUGCUGUUGGAUAAAAUUACAGUAAAACGCUUUUCUUGGAAUUAACAACUUUGAUCUUUUAUUUAUCUAGUAUAAAAUGGACCUUUUAGAAAAGAGUAUUUAAUCAUGAGCUACAAGAAUAAGAAAAAGCUUGGACCACCUCCUCGAUGGAUUGACUGUCCCCGUAAAGGUCAACUUAUUGAUAAGAAAUUUUUACCAUUUAAGACCCCACUUGACAAAAGUUAUGAAGACCAGAUUCCUGAAUACAGUUGUUUUACAUUGGACCUCUUGUUUAAUUCACUUAAAUCCAUGAAGCUAAAAAUGGGUUUAUUAAUAGAUUUAACAAACACCAACAGAUUUUAUAACAAAGAUGAAGUCGAGGAGAAAUUUGAAUGUAAAUAUGUCAAGCUGCAGUGCAGAGGACAUGGUGAGUCUCCUGAUGUUGAUCAGACCAGUGCAUUUAUUGACAUAUGUAGCAGAUUCAUUUCACAGAAACCAUUAGAAGUUAUAGGUGUUCAUUGUACACAUGGCUUCAACAGAACUGGAUUUCUCAUUAGUUCAUAUCUUGUAGAAAAAAAUGAUUGGAGUGUAGAUGCAGCUGUACAGACAUAUGCCACUCAAAGACCUCCUGGUAUUUAUAAACAAGAUUAUAUUAAAGAAUUGUUCUCACGGUAUGGGGAUGUAGAUGACACGCCCCCUGCUCCACCCCUUCCUGCAUGGUGUAACGAGUCAGAAUCAAAGAAUGUAGAUGAUGAUGGACUUGAAAUAAGCAAAAGCAGCAACUACAGUGGACCUAAACGGUCUAAACGAGAAUUUGUUAAAAAGGAUGCCAAGUUUGUGGAUGGUGUGGAGGGUGUAUCACAGUUAAAGUUACAACCUAGACUGGCUGAGGUUCAAAGAAAAGUUCAAGAGUUAUGUGCCUGGAAAAGGAGGGAGAACAUUGGAGACGGAGGGGAAGAUAGGGAAGGUGCCUGCUACAUUGGUACAGCGGAGAUUGCUAAAAGUGGAAGCAGAAGGGAUAACCCAGACAUUGGGUAUAAGCCUCACAGUGGGGAUGGAGGUAAGGAUAGGGGAAGAGGUGACUGCUACAACUGUGGAAUACCAGGACACAAGGAAAAGGAUUGCCCAGAACCAAGUAGUCAUAGAGGUAGAAGAAACGGCGUAAAAGGAGAGGGUGAAAGCAGGAAGUGUUUUAAAUGUAAGAAAACUGGACAUCUAAAGAGAGAUUGUCCUCAGGUGACCACAGGCGAUGAGCGAAAAAGCUGCUAUAACUGUGGCAAAUCUGGGCAUGUGAAGAGAAAUUGUCCUGAGUUGAGAAGCGUGGAUGAUAGAAAAAAAUGCUAUAGAUGUGGUGAACUUGGACAUGUAAAAAGAAAUUGCCCCAAAGCUAACAAAAAUGAGGAUAAAGAAAGCUGUGAAGAUUUUAGUCAUUUUACUAGUGAUCAUAAGGAAUCAAAAAUAGAAAAUGAAGAUAUCACAACCGGCAACACCUGCAGUGUAGAUCUUAAAGGAGAUUGUCUGAAGGGACAUUGUGAUACAGAGGAUUCAGAUAAGAAAUGACAUUACUGUGACAUUAGCUGCCACUUUGUAAAGGAUUUUUAUUUACGUGACAACAAUGGUAGCAGUAGAGCUAAUAAAAUAAUGAAACUGUAGAAAUAGAGCACUUUGCAAGAAAUUGAUAGGUCCAUGUUCCUUAUAUGACUGAAUGUUUUGGCUUAUGAAUAAGACUCUUAGCUUGAGGUUAAAUGACUUUAUAUAUGUAGCAGAAAUUAGUGUAGUUGUUAUGCUUUAACUAAUACCAUUGCUUGGUAUAUUUCAAUAAAGAUAUGGAUGUUUAAAUAGCAAAAAAAAAACUGUAACACAAUCCAUUUUGCAUGUAGUGUGUGCAAAACGGUAAAUCUUUCUUUAAUUGUUUAUAGAAAUCAGCUUAGAAUUUAUUUUUUCCGCACAAAUCUUAAUAGCUAGCAUACUUUUCCAUUUGACAAAAUAAUAUUUGUGUGGUUGAGAAUAGGUAAAGGAUAUUAUGAGACAAUUGCAAACCUGAGAUCAAAGAAUAACAGAUAGUACCAUACCCAAAAGAAAAACCCCUAAAAAAGAUAAACGAUAGUCUUCAAAAUACUACUCAGAAAUCUAAAGUACUGUUUUACUUAAUACAAUAUUUGUGGUACUGUAUUCAUGUAUGUCAUAAAUUGAGAAUGGAAAUGGGGAAUGUGUCAAAGAGACAACAACCCGACCUUAGAAAAAAAACUACAGCAGAAGGUCACCAACAGGUCUUCAAUGUAGCGAGAAAUUCCCGCACCCGGAGGCGUCCUUCAGCUGGCCCCUAAA
This is a messenger RNA of Mytilus trossulus (common blue mussel), 2330 nucleotides long. Its product is annotated as mRNA-capping enzyme-like. Gene Ontology annotation, biological process: protein dephosphorylation; 7-methylguanosine mRNA capping. Gene Ontology annotation, molecular function: protein tyrosine/serine/threonine phosphatase activity; ATP binding; nucleic acid binding. Lineage: Eukaryota; Metazoa; Mollusca; Bivalvia; Mytilida; Mytilidae. The transcript is spliced from 10 exons. The coding region runs from base 129 to 1562 and encodes 477 amino acids. The record is from RefSeq and is a predicted model, not a curated record.